Messenger RNA from Pelecanus crispus (Dalmatian pelican), 2186 nucleotides. Lineage: Eukaryota; Metazoa; Chordata; Aves; Pelecaniformes; Pelecanidae. The record is from RefSeq and is a predicted model, not a curated record.
GAUUGAUGAAGAAAACUGUGCUUACUAUAUCACUUGGGACACACGUGCAGCUUGUGCUGUGAAGCAGCAGGAGGUGGAGGUGGUGAACGGAACAGUUAUUGAUCCUGCAACUGGGAAAAACUUCUCUUUAGGGGAUGUUUAUUACAAGUUGUACACUGCUUCUGGUGACAUACGGACAAAUGGUGAUAAAUAUGUAUAUGAAAUUCAACUUUCUGGUAUAAGAAACUCAAGUUUCUCAGAAUGCUCUGGAGCAAACAUCUGCCAGGUUAAAACUAAUGAACAUCGCUUUCGGAUAAUUGGUUCUGCCAGAAAAGCUAAAUAUUAUGUUGAGGAUGAUGACUUGGAUGUCAUAUUUUCAUCAGACUCCAGAUGUGGUAAAGAUAAAUCAAAGUUUGUGUCUUCAACCAUUUUAUUCCACUGCAGUCUACACGUAAAGGAAGGCAUCCCUGAAUUCCUUCAUGAGACAGCAGAUUGCCAGUAUUUAUUUACCUGGUACACAUCUGCUGUGUGUCCAUUAAUACCGACCAAUGAUCCAGGAAUCAAUGAGCACCAGACUGAUCAGGAGGCCCAAAUACACAAAGGCCUUUCAAGGAGAAGUCAGGCUGUUGGUGCUGUGCUGAGUGUCCUCCUGGUUGUUCUCUCUGCAUGCCUUAUGAUCUUGCUGUUCUACAAAAAAGAGACAAGGGAAAUGGUAAUAAACAAGAUAACGAACUGCUGCAGAAGAACAUCUGGUGUUUCCUACAAAUACACAAAGAUAAGCAGUGAAGAAGAAGCUAAUGAGAAUGAAACAGAGUGGCUUAUGGAGGAAAUCGCAGCACCAAAUCAAAGAACAGCAAAAGGAGGGCAGGAGAAUGGUCACAUUACUACCAAGUCUGUUACAUCUGAAGCCUUUACCUCUCUCCACGUGGAUGACCUGGACAGUGAGGAUGAGGUGUUAACCAUUCCAGAUGUAAAGAUUCAGACAGGAAGAGGACUAGAUAAGAGCAAGCACCCACCAAAGAAGCCACCCAGUCUCGGGAGUGAUGAUAAAGCUUAUUUGCUGAAUGGGGAAAAGGAAAGGAAAGCAAAAGCCAAGCCAGGGCAGCAGCAGGCACAGAACUCUACAAAUACAGUAUCGUUUCAUGAUGAUAGUGAUGAGGACUUGUUGAAUGUUUAAUAACCCCUCUUGUGCCUAAUCAAAUAUAUAUAGAGAGAUUAUAUAUAAUGGGACGACAUUUCCAACCAAAUAUGAAGACUUCAGCCUGAAAGGUUUUUUCUGAAUUAUGCCUUUAACAAGAAACCAUUGAAAAGGGAAGAAGAGAAAGAUUUCCUGGUUGUUUACAAUGAUCUGUUCAGUAAUGACUGGAUUUCUAACAUCCAGUUGACUGAGUAACGUUGAUUCUCUCUAGCCAGGACACUUUUUUUUUUUUUUUUUUUUUUUUUAAGCCUCAGCAUAGAUGUUAAAUGCUUGCUUAAAAAGGAGAAACCUUUGAAAAGAAAUGAUUAAGGCUCAGUGAAGCCCCUGGCUCCAGAGACUCAAGUUAUCUGACUACUAGCAUUUUAACUCCUUGUAUUUAUUGAUUCUCACUACUCAGGUUUGCUUAAUAGCAACAUGUUCUUCCUGCCGGCAGGGUAUUAUUCUAUGGGUUCACCCAUCAUAAGACAAGGAAAAAUAUAACUUUUAUGUGUUGGGAUGAUUUGAUGUAAAUUUUGGAGCUGGUCUAAUUUAUCCUGUAAAUUUGAAUAUCCAUUCUAAUUUAAACAGAUCAUUGGUUGAUUGAAAGGUACAACUCUGUAUAGCUUUAGCCUGAAAUGGUUGCUGUUCUUUGCAUGAUAUUUUUUUGGUACUGGUCAUCUGACUGACUGCAUCAGUUUGCCUAAGCAGCUGACAAGCACCCAAAUAUUUUUUUAUUCUCCUAGAUGAUGGCUGAACUAGGCCGACUGCACGCAGAACAAGAGUUUGCAAGGACAAAGAGGCAGAAUUCCUAUAAUACAAUCUGCACUGCCCAGUUUGUCAUCACCAAGCAAAGCCCAACAACUAGAGGAGCCCUAGUCGGCACAACAUCUCUUUGGUAUUAAUUACAAUAAAAAAAAAUUGGGCCAAUAUUUUUCUGGUAGCCUAAGUUCUAUCUGUUAUGCUAUGGUCCUGGCCAUGGUCAUUGAUCUGAAAUGUUGCUGGCAAUGAAUGCAAGUCAAAUUUCCUCUAG